Molecule: messenger RNA, 1689 nt
Organism: Leptidea sinapis
Lineage: Eukaryota; Metazoa; Arthropoda; Insecta; Lepidoptera; Pieridae
Gene: Tektin-A
Product: tektin-4-like
Exons: 1
Coding region: 93-1610 (505 amino acids)
Biological process (GO): cilium assembly; cilium movement involved in cell motility
Cellular component (GO): microtubule cytoskeleton; nucleus
Source: RefSeq, a predicted model, not a curated record
UUUAAAAUUUUCUUAGCAUUAUAUUAUAGUUUAUAUAGUUUUAAUAAAUUUUUAUUUCCUUCAAGUGAAUAAUAACAUUAAAUUCUUGUAAAAUGGCAACCGAAAACAUGACCUGUCCGUUUAUAUGUCCGACGAGCGAUCGUCAAGGGAAACAUGUGGUAUAUAAAGAAGCUGGAGGUGCCAGAGACGGAGAACACCAUUAUGCGGCUCCAUAUGUACCUGGUAUGAUUAAACCCCCCGAGCCCAAGGUAUAUCCACCAGGUGCUCCCCCGAGGUAUCUCCCUCAGCCAACAGACAGUACUAGUGGUGAUAUACUGACAAUGGGACCUAUUGGCCCUUGGGCUGCUGGACAUAUCGACUGGACGCCCCAAGCAGGAUCAACAGGAGUAAGACCCGUCGUCGACAAAUACUCCAUAACCAGGUAUUCCACUGGUGAAUGGAGGAAGAACAACGAAUACACACUGACCCCUAGAGCCACAGACAAAGCCAAGUCGUUAGAAGUUCGGACUAAACAAGAUAUAAAAGACACUUUUAACAAAUUAGACAACAAAUUACAAGAUUCUGAUAACAAACUUAAACAGAGAAUAAAAGAUCUUUCCAAGUGGAAGAAGAAAGUAGAAAAAACCUUGGAUGCCAUUACUGAUGAGCUUCAUACCUUGGAUAUGGACAGAGCAAAAUUGAAAGGUGCAUGUAGAAUUUUGAUGUUGCCCGAAGCUAUAUCUAGGGAAUGUUUAGAACUUCGAACAAAUAGAUAUGAACCAGACUUAGUAAGAGACGACGCCGAACAGGAGUUAGUUAAAGAAGUCGCUAUAGUUGGUGAAAUUAGGCGAGUAUUUCUUGAGACUCUAAAAAAAGUUGAAGUACAAAUAGAGAAAUUGAAAGCGGCGAAAUCGUCUAUUGAGUUUGAUUGGGGGGACAAAAUGAUUGCCUUAAAAGAAGAUAGAAAAAAUUUGACAUUAACUCCAAACUCAACGUUGCUACUAUAUCAUCCGGGUGUGGCGCGAUGGCCGGAAAACGCAACCAGUCUUGAAUAUUGGGAACAUUACUGUGCGGAGAGCAUUAAAAACUGCGAAGAAGUUAGACAAGAGUCUGUCGAAUUACGUGGGGAUCUAAUGACAAAUAUAAUAAACGGUAGCCAGGAUAUGAAGAUUCAAGCUGAUAGGACGAAUGCUGCACUAGCAGAGACUGUGUCUGCUACAGAGGAACUAUGUGAGAAAUUGGAAGAGACAUUGAAGGAUAAUCUGAAGAAGAUAGCCGAUAUAGAAAAUUUAUUAGAUGAACUGCAUGACGCCGUAAGGAGAGCGAACGAGAGGAACAAAUGUGUUAUGACUAGGCUAUACAGUCGUAACUAUGAAAGACUUAAUGUCGAGAACUGCAGAGAUGAGGCACAAUACGCUUUGAUGGCCGAGGCAAAAUUUGUUAAAGAGUCUACAGAGUCAUUCCAACAGAAAAUAAGAGAAGCCGAUGCUAUAAGAUCAGAGCUCAUGAAGUACAGAGGCGAAUUGGAAAAAGACAUCGCUUGUAAGAGGAAAAGUAUCAACAUAGACAAGGAUAGAUGUGCUAGAGUUCGAGCUCAUAUGCCAACGCCAGAAGAAUUUGCUGGAGCUUAGAUACAGUUUAUGAUAUGUCUUGUUACAAAAUUUAGAUUGUGUUCAGUUAUCAAAAGUAAGAUAGUGAAACUUGCAAAUA